CGGUAUCGUCUGCGGUUGGGCGUGGUAAAUGAGUGGCUUCAAGGCGAUGGAAAGUGACUGGAACUCGGCGGAACCGUACCGAGCGGUUCCACAGAUGGAACUGGGAGAUCCACUGGAGUCAAAACCGGCCGUGAAGCAUGAGGAGAGUAAACAGAAAAGUCCGCAGGGAAAUACGUUCGUGCAGAGCAUGUUUGAUAUGACGCUCAUCACGGUGAACUUCUGCCAGAUCUGUUACAUCCUCAAAGUUGGUCCGGGCCUGGGCAUGCUGUACUAUCUUCUGCUGGGACUGUUCGGUGUAUCAUUGGUGUUGCUGUUCCUGCACGGAUUUAUGGGACUGUUUGAGCGAUUGCGAUGCAGUAAACCAUUACCGAGCGGUUGUUUCAACUGUCUCUACAACUCGUCACUGUUCAUGGUGGUGCUGAUCUACCUGGUGAACCUAGUCGGCAAUGUACUGAUACUGAAGGAAGCCGAAAACAAGUGCCAGCUCAUGCUGGAGCAGCUGAAGCUCGGUCCAUUCGCAGCGAUCACCACGGAUCAGCCACCAAAUGAUAGCUAAUUCGAAUGCAAAUGGCUGUACAAUCGAUAUCAUUAUUAAGACAAAAAUGUGUCUGUAUUUAGCUCACGUUAAACGUUGAAUAAUACCAUUAGUAUCGGUGAAGCUGUGGCAGCUGUGAG
Anopheles darlingi is the source of this 675-nucleotide messenger RNA. RefSeq lists its product as uncharacterized. The transcript is spliced from 3 exons. The coding region runs from base 29 to 556 and encodes 175 amino acids. Gene Ontology annotation, biological process: tissue regeneration; cell adhesion. The record is from RefSeq and is a predicted model, not a curated record. NCBI's taxonomy places the organism in Eukaryota, Metazoa, Arthropoda, Insecta, Diptera, Culicidae. Gene Ontology annotation, cellular component: membrane.